GCCUUUUAUUUUCUAUUUGUCAAACUUGUACGGACGGAUAUUCGGUUUGGAAACAAAGACUUUGGGUUGUGUUUGUUUGGUUUUAUGAGUUAGAGAAAAAGGCAGACAUCGGAUCUGAAAUGGGUUUUUUUGGUUAAAUUUUUUUUUUCGUAUGACAGAUGAUUGUUGAGACAAUGAUUUCCUGAAGAAUUUUUUUUUAAGAAAAAAAUUAACAUCGAUUGUCUUUUUUCGUUUAGCUUUUUAUUUUUUAUAUUUUAAUAAUUUAAUGAUCCAAAUCUGACAACCAAAACCAUGAGGAAGAAGCUCGAUACCCGUUUUCCCGCUGCUCGUAUUAAAAAGAUUAUGCAAGCUGAUGAAGAUGUUGGGAAGAUUGCUUUAGCAGUGCCUGUUUUAGUUUCUAAAGCAUUGGAAUUGUUUCUGCAAGACCUUUGUGAUCGUACGUAUGAGAUUACCCUUCAGAGAGGAGCAAAGACGAUGAGCUCAUUGCAUCUAAAGCAUUGUGUACAGAGCUAUAAUGUAUUUGACUUUCUAAGGGAUAUUGUCAGCCGGGUUCCUGACUAUGGUCAUGGCCAUUCUGAUGCUGGUGCUGACGAUCGAACUAUUUCCAAAAGAAGAAAAGCUACUGGAGAUGAAGGGAAUGACAGUGAUGAAGAGUCAAAGAGGAGCAGAAUGCAUGAUGUGGGUCAUGCGGGGACAAGUGGCAGAGGGAGAGGCCGGGGACGAGGAAGGGGCCGUGGAAGGGGAGCUCGAAAUGUGGAAAGAGAUUCUCAUCGUGAAUUAGAACCAGAACCCUGCCAACCUCUUCAGCACAGCAACAAAAGUCUUUCAACCCCUGGAAUGGUGAUAGAUGAUGGCUCUGAGUCAAAGGAACUGAUGAAAGAGAACACAAUUGGUGAAGAUGCCAAUCAAGCUGUACGGAAUUUUGAUUUGAAUGCUGAGGUAGAUGAGAAUGUGGAUACGAAGGCCUCAGCAGGUGCCUCUGCUGCUGCGGCAACAACAGCAACAGCAACAGCAGCGGCAGCAGCUCAGCCUUCAUCAGCAGAGCCUACAACAGAAACUAAACAUGAAGAAUACCCAGGCUGGUCUCUUUCAGAAAUGGACAAGAUGGCCAUUGAUCCUCUUCAACUUGCUCAGCUUGGCAGAAGGUUAGAUGAGGAUGAAGAAGAUUAUGAUGAGGAAGGGUAAGUAGUUAUGGAGCUGGACAUCUAGAAAAAGUUAAGUGGUUGAGAUCAGAUUAGCACCUCAGUACAAAAGUUGAGAAAUGGCAAAAUAGUCAAGAUGACCUUAUUGGAGAAUGGAAGUACAUCCUAUGUAGGUCUUAAGGGCUCAAAUGCAUUUCUCUCUCUCUCUCUCUCUCUCAGAGUUUAUCCUUGUCAUUGUUCACUUUCUGUUAUACCAUUUGCUAACAUAAAAAGGUAGCUUCUCACAAUGACAAGACACUAGUUUGGGAUGUGCUUGUUACUCAAUGAGAAAAUAUUGCGUCCAUAGUGUAACAGAAUUGCCCUUAGAAAAUCUGUGUUAACUAUGAUCUUUUGCUCUUUUUGUUUUGAUUAGCGUAUCAACUUUAGUUCAUGAUUGUCAAAUUUAGCAGUAUUGAUCAUUUCUUUAAUUGCUUUAACUUCA
Messenger RNA from Theobroma cacao (cacao), 1623 nucleotides. It is a transcript of the gene NF-YC11, whose product is annotated as nuclear factor Y, subunit C11. NCBI's taxonomy places the organism in Eukaryota, Viridiplantae, Streptophyta, Magnoliopsida, Malvales, Malvaceae. Gene Ontology annotation, molecular function: RNA polymerase II general transcription initiation factor activity; core promoter sequence-specific DNA binding; protein heterodimerization activity. Gene Ontology annotation, cellular component: nucleus. The record is from RefSeq and is a predicted model, not a curated record.